AUGUCGACACCUCUCUCUGACGCGACAAAGCGCCCAGAUUCGGCCGACGCCCAAUUUCGAGGCAUUCGCGAAUGGCUUUCCCAACCGGUCGUUGCCGCGUUCUGCGGAGGCGGUGUUGCUGGCGCAGUCUCGAGAACUGUGGUUUCUCCUCUCGAGCGCCUCAAAAUCCUAAUGCAGGUACAGAGCGUUGGACGAGAUGCAUACAAAAUGUCAGUGAGCCAAGCACUGGCUAAAAUGUGGCGCGAAGAGGGAUGGAGAGGGUUCAUGAGAGGGAAUGGAACGAAUUGCAUCCGUAUCGUGCCCUACUCUGCUGUACAAUUCAGCAGCUACAACUUCUACAAACGACAUAUAUUCGAAGCAACACCUGGAGCUGAGCUGACCGCCAUCACUCGUCUAGUGUGUGGCGGAAGUGCUGGCAUAACGUCCGUUUUUCUUACAUAUCCUCUGGACAUUGUUAGAACCCGUCUGUCCAUUCAAUCAGCAAGCUUUGCCGAGUUGGGUAACCGACCACAACAGCUGCCUGGCAUGUGGUCGACGAUGGCUACCAUGUACAGAAGCGAAGGCGGUGUUCCGGCACUUUAUCGUGGGAUUAUCCCGACUGUGGCUGGGGUGGCACCAUAUGUCGGGCUCAACUUCAUGGUUUACGAAUCUGUCAGAAAUUACCUGACGCCGGAAGGUGACAAGAACCCCAGUGCGGCCCGUAAGCUACUUGCUGGCGCCAUCUCUGGAGCUGUUGCCCAGACUUGCACGUAUCCAUUCGACGUUCUGCGCCGGCGAUUUCAGAUCAACACCAUGUCUGGAAUGGGCUACAAGUACAAGUCGCUCACUGACGCAGUAAGAGUCAUCGUGGCUCAGGAAGGAGUCAAGGGACUUUACAAGGGUAUCGCACCUAACCUGCUAAAAGUUGCACCAAGCAUGGCGUCCAGUUGGCUGAGCUUCGAACUCACUCGCGACUUUGUCGCAAGUCUCAGCCCGGAAGCAAGUAUCGAUCUCGACCGCCACCACGUCAAGUCAACGCACCGCAAGGCGCCCAAGAGCGACAAUGUCUAUCUUAAGCUCUUGGUAAAGCUCUACCGCUUUCUUGCCCGUCGUACCGACUCUUCCUUCAACAAGGUUGUUCUUCGGCGCCUUUUUAUGUCCAAGAUCAACCGACCCCCUGUCUCUCUGUCCAGGAUCGUUGCCAACAUCAACAAGGAGGGCGAGAAGCGCACUGUCGUUGUUGUCGGCACCAUCACUGAUGACAACCGCCUGCUCACCGUCCCCAAGGUGACCGUCGCCGCUCUCCGCUUCACCGCUACCGCCCGCGCCCGCAUUGUGGCUGCCGGUGGUGAGGCCAUCACUCUUGACCAGCUUGCCCUCCGCGCCCCCACUGGCAGCAACACUCUGAUCCUGCGUGGCCCCAAGAACAGCCGCGAGGCUGUUAAGCACUUUGGCUUUGGCCCCCACAAGGGCAAGAAGCCUCAUGUUGUCUCCAAGGGUCGCAAGUUCGAGCGUGCUCGUGGCCGAAGACGCUCUCGCGGUUUCAAGGUCUAA
Molecule: messenger RNA, 1533 nt
Organism: Beauveria bassiana ARSEF 2860
Lineage: Eukaryota; Fungi; Ascomycota; Sordariomycetes; Hypocreales; Cordycipitaceae
Product: solute carrier family 25 member 42
Exons: 8
Coding region: 1-1533 (510 amino acids)
Biological process (GO): transmembrane transport; translation
Cellular component (GO): ribosome
Molecular function (GO): structural constituent of ribosome
Source: RefSeq, a predicted model, not a curated record